AUGUCAGCGGUACAUUUCCUCCACGACGGGAUUCUUUUCCUGCUGCUCAUUUACGGAACCAUUGCGAGGAUCAAACCAGUGGCAGGUUCGUCACUGGCGCUGUGCGAAGGUGGCCAAACGUGUCUUCCGCCGAAGGAAUGCUGCGCCCAGGGCUGCUGCUACCUGUACGCACCGCCCGGUGCCCCGCGGGUCCCGCUGGCCAGCAACGACCACAUGCUGAGCAUGCUGUUCCUCAACCACUGGUACUUCUGGUGCUUCGUGCUGGCCAUCGUGCUGGCGCUCCUGUGCACCUGCUCGCUGUGGCGUAAGCGGCGCCAGCUGUGCGGCUGGGACACGUCGGCGCGCCACUCGCAGUCCGAGGGCGACUCGGCCGGGUCCUGCUAUGCGCCACCGCAGUACAGCCGCUGUAACUCGUUCCACAUUCACGCACCGCCGCCUUAUACAGAGGUUGCCUCGAAGCCGGACCUAUACCCGCUGGUGUUCAGCUACACCGACCCGGGCAAGGGCAAUGGGGCGAACUAUCUGAUGGUGCAGUACUUCCGCAACUACAUCGUGCAGCCGGUCGGCUCCAUCUCCGGCACCAGCACGGUGGACUCGCUCAGCUCCAGCUUCAUCUGCAACGCGAACGAGGCGAACACGCUCGUGCCACCGCCGUACUCGCGUGCCGCCAGCCCCGACCUGACGGUGUCGUUCCGGAACUACCUGAUGCCCCGGUCGGCCUCCCAGCAGGUCUGCCUGACGACGUCCGGGAUGGCGGCAGCACUGCCGAGCUCGAGAAGUCACGCCGCCGGCGGAAGCUACCAGCACGGUGACGACGAGUCGCUGCUGGAGCAGCAACACCAGCAGCAGCCGGAAGGGGAGGAGGAGGAGGAGGGGAUGGAUGGGGUAGCGGCCCCCAUCGCCACCAACACCACCACAAUCAACCACAGCAACUUCAGCAGCAAUAAUGUGUCCUUAAUGGAGUGUUCCGGUGCGCGCACUGGAAACUACCAUCACCCGUUAAUGAACUUCGUCGAGCAUGGACCAAGCAGCCGGCAGCAGGGCGGCGUCCCCAGCGGGGGGUCAGGCGGAGCGCUGGCGAACGGCUCGACGGACUCGUUCCCGUCGCAGGACUCGGGCGAACACGUGCCGGCGUGUCCGAGCGCCGGUAGCAGCCAAAGCCACGGUCGGCACGCGGCCGGUACCAACGAACUCUGUGAUCUAGUAGGCGGUAGCAGGGCGGGGCAGAACGCGCACGGUCACCACCGGGACGCCACCGGGUUGGUCUGCAAGCUGUGCUGCUCCACGGGUGAUCUGCGCCCGCCGCACCGGAAGGAUAUGCCGGCGCUGCACAAGAGCCUGGAAACGUGCUGCCACGUGAACUUCCUGCACGCCGCCGAACCGGUGCGGCAGCUCACGAACCUGGCGGCGGACAGCGAGGACUCGAUAGUGGUUGGCACCCGCAAGGUGGGCACCGUAGCGGCGGCCAGCGGUGUCUCCAGUGCCGGCUCGAACGUCUCCAGCCUGGUCAAUCUGGAUGCGACCGGUUCACCGCCCCGUGCGACCAGCCCGACGGCGGAGGUUCGCGAGCUGCUCGAACAGAUCCGUCAGCUGCACAACGACGAGGACCACGAGGACCACGAGGAGUCUGGUGUCGGCGUGCCGCAGUCGUCGUCUUCGUCGGUAUCGUCCGGCGUGCCGACGUUCUCGGCCUACCGCCGGCCUUCCUCGCUGAUCGGCCGAAGGAGAAAGCUGUUCUCCAAGAGCUCCUCGCAGCAGCACAACAAGGCCGUCUACACGCCGAUCGGUUUCGCACAAAACGGCAUGCCACCGACGGCGAGCGGCAUGAGGCACCUGCGUAGCCCCGCCAGCUCCGGUGGCGGCGCGUCCGGCUUCCUCAACCGUGGCCGCAGCCGCUACUGCUGGAUGUCGAAGUCGGCCCCGACCACGCCGGGUACGGCGCCCGGCAGCUUCGCCAGUGGCACCCUCGGCGACAACCGGCCUCUGCUGCUGCACGAACAGGAAGAGGAUGGCGAGCAGAACGUCUAG
Messenger RNA from Anopheles coustani, 2028 nucleotides. RefSeq lists its product as uncharacterized. Gene Ontology annotation, cellular component: cytoplasmic vesicle membrane. The transcript has 4 exons. The coding region runs from base 1 to 2028 and encodes 675 amino acids. Lineage: Eukaryota; Metazoa; Arthropoda; Insecta; Diptera; Culicidae. The record is from RefSeq and is a predicted model, not a curated record.